AUGCAAGACCAACUCUUAAGACCAACAGGUGAGACAAAGGACGGGACCGGUUACCCAGAGCUCGACGAUGUUGGCGAGCCUUUCACCUGGGACGAUAUUCCAGACUUCGACCUGGAAAUUCAGCAGCUCGAAACCAGCCUCGAGCUCGCCGGAGAUGAAUCAACGCGUUCUGUACAGUUUAGAAACCUUGGGAGAGUUUAUGCUAACAAACAUACGGUGACUGACGAAAUACUUGAUCUCAACAAAGCCAUCGAAAACUAUCAAGAGGCUCGAAAUCUGGCAUUAAUUAAUAACCGCCCACAGACAGGUGACUUCGUUAGCCUGGCUAUAGCUACUUACCAUAGGUUCCUGCAAAAUGGUGAAAGAUGCGAUAUAGGCAGUUGCAUCCAGUUACUCGAAGAUUCUCUCAAGAGCCCUGGAGCUCAGUAUCUCCCCUCGCUACACCGACAAAAGCUCUUAGCGCAAGCAUAUCAUUCAAGGUGGAAUAUAUCCAGAGAAGACGGUCAAGAUCUCGACCGUUCCACGGUCUUAUUUGAGCAGAUUAUGGAUCUUACAUCUGCAGAUGAUGAUUCUCACACAGACUCGUUAAUGAGACUUGGGGUGCUGUAUGAGAACAAAUUUGACAGGACUGGAAAUCUAGAAGACUUGGAAUACUCCUUGAAGCGAUCUCAAGACGCUCUCACCGUCCUGUCCAGAGGUUCUGACAAGUCUCAAAAGCGUGCAGAAGUACUUCUAAACCUUGGAACUGCCUUUGGGAAAAGAUUCGAUCGCCUGGGCGACUCAGGUGAUCUCGACUGUUCCAUCACCUACUACGCCGACGCCGUGGAGGCUUCUCCAGACAGCACAUCGCCAUUAGAACGUUAUGGCCUCUUGUUGCAUCUAGGGUUAGGGCAUACGAAGAGAUAUCAGAACCUUGAUUCUAGAGAAGAUCUAGACAUUUCAAUUCGAGUUCUGAAGAGUGCCGUGGAUCUCGUCACGGGACAUAGUGGGUUCCAAACAUCCGCCAAUGAGACACUAGGGACGCUGUGCCAAGAAAAGUUUAAUCGAACUCAAGACCUAGCAGACCUUGAUGAAGCAAUUGCCUGGCUGCACAAGGCCGAGGACCCGGUACCACAUGACAAGAAUGUUAGAAUCAGAGUCUCCAGUGGAUUGAUUUUGGCAUUUAGCACCAGGUAUGAGAUAUUGGGAUACACCAAAGAUGUCGAAGAGUCCAUUCGAAGAAUUCCCGAGGCUCUCUUACUUGUCGAGGACCAAAGCAGAGACUCAAAAUCAGACCUUCUUGGAACUAUAGUGGAUUUCUACCUCUCCAAGUAUGCAAGAUCCAAAAUUCAAGAAUAUGUUGAGGCGGCGAUUGAAUAUGGGCUGCAAGCGGUUGAUUUAUUUUCCAAAGACGAUCCGCAGCUGGCAAGAAAUCUCGAGUCCCUUAGCCAUACGUUCCAGAUAAAAUACAGAGAAACCGGGUCAGAGGAGGAUUUCGAAAUGCAAUUGAAAAUACUUCAACAUGCUUUGGAUUUGACUCCGGAUGAUCACCCAAUGCGAGGUAGUCGGCUGUUCUUCCUAGCAGAGAGCUAUCAGCAAAGGUUUCAAAGAGAAGACACAAAACCAGAUCUUGACAUGGCAUUGCGGAUGCUUCCUGGGGCUUUUGAAAACCAACACACGACGCUAUGGAUUCGGAUAUCAGCGGGAAUCUCCCUCGCCUGCUUACUUAUGGAGACUGGGGAUAUCCCGACCGCAUACAGGGUUUCCAUUGAAACGCUUGAUCUAGUUUCUCAACUGACGCCUCGGUCGUUGGAGGUUUCUGAUAUGCAAAUUCUACUAAGAAGAGUCAGUGGCUUGCCUUGCAUUGCUGGGGCCCUCGCUUUGAUGGCAGGUAGAGAGCCAGAUCAAGUAAUUCAACACCUUGAACUCGGGCGAGGCAUUAUAUUGAGCUCCUUGAGUGAUAUGCGGAUUGAGAUGCAUGAUCUACAAGUCAAUUAUCCGGAGCUGGCACAGGAAUUUAUACAGCUUUCAGACCAACUAGACACCAAGCCAGGUCUCUUAACAGGGUUUUCAAACCCACGACAUGAUAUAGGCCGAAAGCUAAACUCGGUGAUUAAUGAGAUCCGAAAACUGCCAGGAUGCGACAGGUUUCUACUUCCUCCAUCAGAGGAUCAGUUGAAGUCCGCAGCAAUCAAUGGUCCCGUGGUCAUCAUCAACGCCAUGUAUCUCCGGACCGAUGCCCUGAUCAUACAGAGAGAUGAAUUUAUCUCACUAGAGCUGCCAGUCUUAUAUAGCGACAUCAAGAAAUUCGCUACAAAUCCAGAAAUUGACCGGCAAACACUAGAAUGGCUCUGGGAUGGGAUUGCUAGCCCAAUAUUAGAGAGUUUGGGCUAUUCUGAUAUACCUACAGGUUCUACCUGGCCCCGUAUCUGUUGGAUUCUCACAGGGCCUCUGUCAACCCUGCCUAUGCACGCGGCAGGCCACCAUUAUCCCGGCUCAACCAACACUGUGAUUGAUCGCGUGAUCUCUAGCUACAGCUCUUCCGUCAGAGCUCUCAUUCAAAGCCGGCAGAACACUGCAAGACUGCUGGCUUCUCGAAAGUUGGGAAAGGCUGUUUUAGUCGAGGUUAAGGAGCUCUAUCAUGCACCAGAAGAAAUCAACGAGCUUGAAAAGUUAUGUGCUAGGAUGGGUUUGGAAAUAGAGAGGCUGAAGCCAUACCGAGAAGAGGUCCUCUUAGCCUUGCCCGAGUGUGAGAUAUUCCACUUUGCAGGUCAUGGUGCGUCACACCAACUUGAUCCAUCCCAGAGCUCAUUAAAAAUGCAAGAUGGGCCAGUAACUGUUCAAGACUUGUUCAAUAUGAAGCUUUACCAGAGAGCUCCGUUUCUUGCAUAUCUCUCAGCAUGCAGUACAGGCUAUACAGAAGAUGAAAGGCUGGUUGAUGAGGGACUGCAUCUGAUAAGUGCGUGUCAUCUAGCGGGCUUUCGACAUAUUAUCGGAACUCUGCGCAGGGUCAAUGAUCAGUUCUGCGUUGAAGUAGCGAAGAUGACUUAUAAGUGGAUCGAGGAGCACAACUUGAGGGAUGAGUCGGUCGGUGAGGGACUUCACCAUGCUAUCAGGAAACUCCGAGAUCAGUGGAUGAUCGAUGGUUCAGAUUCAGAGCGAGCCCAACGUGAUUUGGGCGGAGGAGAAUCCCAUGAUGGUCAAGCCAACCGGGAGAUGAAUUGUGCUUCGAGGGAGGGCAGAGAUAUUGUUGGCUGUGAGGAAGGACCAAUUCAUUGGGCCCCGUUUGUCUACUUUGGGGUUUAA
Molecule: messenger RNA, 3285 nt
Organism: Clonostachys solani
Lineage: Eukaryota; Fungi; Ascomycota; Sordariomycetes; Hypocreales; Bionectriaceae
Source: the annotation of a GenBank genome assembly